AUGGCCGUCGAAACGGGGGUCUGGGCGGGCAUCGCCGUGACUGGAGUGGCCGCAGCGCAUGUCGUCGUUGUCCGGGCCUCGAGGGAGUUCACGUCGGAGCGUGGCUCGUGGAUGCUGCGCCGGGGAUGGUGGGGCCAGCUCGUGGACCUCACCGACGGACAGUGGGCCGCGUUCCGCGCCUCCAUCCCGCUGCUCGCCGCCGGCCUGUCGGUCAUCGUGCUCAUCACUUCUCUGACGAGGCGCCUCGCCCCCUCCGCGGCCUCCUUCGUCUCCACAGCGCUCGGGCUCGCCUUCCUGUGGGUGGCGCACGGCGGGUACUCCGUGGCGCACCUGUGCAUCGCGCUGGCGCUGUACGCGUGGACCACGGGGUGCUCCGGCACAAGGUUCUUCGUGCCGGUGACGUGGGCCGCCGCCUGCGCGGUCCUCGCGGCGGUGCGGCUGUACCACGGGUUCGCGUGGCGCGACGUGCACCCGGCGCUGUCGGCGCUCGACGCAGCGGGCGCUGGGUCGAUGCGGUGGGACGUCUGCUUCAACUUCACGAUGCUGCGCCUGAUCAGCUUCGCGAUCGACCGCCACAGGGCGGUGGUGACCAAGAACGGGAGCGCCGCGGCGAGGGACGUGGCCAGCAGCGUCGGCGAGCCCCUGCCGCUGGUGCAGUACGGGCUGCUGCCGUUCCUCGAGUACGUGUACUACGCGCCGCUGUACAUCACAGGUCCAGUCAUGACGUUCGACGCGUUCACGGCGGCGCGGAGGGCGGCUCGCCGAGGAGGCACUACGACGUCGAUGCCAACUGUGCGGACAACGGCGGUGUACGGCGUGCGCGUGGCCCUGCUCCUGGUCCUGGUCGAGCUCUUCACCUCGCACCUGUACACGAACCUGCUCGCGCAGCGCAGUGGAGGCUGGUGGGUGUACCAGCGUCCCGCGGUGGUGGGCUCCCUGGGGUUCACGUCGCUGGUGUACCUGUGGCUCAAGUUCACCGCCAUCUGGAGGUUCUUCCGGUUCUUCGCGCUCGCCGACGGAGUGCCCGCGCCGGAGAACCAGCGCCGCUGCAUCUGCGACAACUUCACCGUCCAGGGCUUCUGGCGGAACUGGCACUACUCGUUCUACACGUGGCUGCUGCGGUACGUGUACACGCCGCUGGGGGGGUCUCGAUGGCGCGCGGCGAACAGCUUCGUGAUCUUCGCGUUCGUCGCGUUCUGGCACGACCUCGACUGGGAGCUGCUCUCGCGGCUCCUGACGUGGGCGGGCCUCAUGGCGGCGUUCCUGCUGCCGGAGCAGGUGCUGCUGCGCGCGAUGGGGCUCGCGCCGUCCAAGGGGGCGUCGGGCGACGUGGUCGUCGCGGGGACGCUGCGGAGGUCGAUCGUGUCGGUGGUGGGCACGGUGCUCAUCUGCGGCCUGAUCACGGGCUGCCUGGCGGGGUUCGUGAUCGGCGGCUCCGGCGUGGUGCCGUUCCUCACGUCGCUGUUCUCGAGCGAAGGUUGGGCGUUCCUGGGGUGCAGCGCGGUGACGCUCUUCGCGGGCGUGCAGCUGAUGCUCAGCAUCCGGCAGUGGGAGGACGACAACGGCCGGCGGCUGUGCCCAGCGUGA
Molecule: messenger RNA, 1587 nt
Organism: Pedinophyceae sp. YPF-701
Lineage: Eukaryota; Viridiplantae; Chlorophyta; Pedinophyceae
Source: the annotation of a GenBank genome assembly